UGCAUUCUAUUUCUUCUUCUACAGGACAGAAAAGUUUUUGCAAAAACCAUGAAGUCGUUUAUUCAAAAAAUUGCCACAGGCGAAUUUUCUCAUCUGGUUUUGCUGGCAAUGUUCGAUUGUGUGGAUGAUACAAAGCUUGUAAAACAGAUAAUUCUUUCUGAAAUUAUUAGUGCAUUGCCCAAUUUAAUGCAGGAUAAAUAUGGGCGGAAGGUUCUGCUGUAUUUGCUGAGUGGACGCAAUUCUGCACAUUUCCUACCUGAGAUUAUUGAAGUGCUCAAACAAGGCGAUGGAAACGCACACAGCAAAAAGGAUCCUUCAGUGCGACACCGUGAGCUGCUGGAAGCCGUAUCUGGCCCAUUGCUAAAAUAUCUUGAGGAGAACAUACAGGACUUGGUGUUACAGAAUGCUAUGUGUGUCGUGGUGACAAAUACUCUUCUCUAUGCGCUGGGGGACUCGCAGCCUGUCAUGUCUGCAAUCGCUAGCAUAGCAGCUGAAGAUUUCGUACCAGGUGGCAAAGAUGGAGAGCUUCACAUUGCCGAGCACCCUGCUGGUCACCUUGUGCUGAAAUGGUUGCUGAAGCAAGAUAAAGACUUGAAAGAACAGGGUAAAGAAGGCUCUUUUGCUGGAACGUUACUAGAACACGUGGGCAUCAAGAACCUCAGCAGCUGGGCACAAGUGAACAGGGGAGCCAUAGUCCUUUGCUGCCUUUUACAAAGUUCGGAUGAAGAAAUUGCCACUCAAGUAAAAAAUGGACUCAAGGGCAUUGUGACCAAACCAAAAGACACCAAAAACAAUAAAGCAAUCGAAGCUUUACUAGAACAUUUACAUUCUUCCUAGUUUUGACUCUUUAGAGGAAUCCUGGCCGGCGUGUCAUCUGUAGGCUCGGGAAAGGCUUGUAAGAAGGUUUUAUAUUUAUAAAUAAAACUCUUUUACACA
This is a messenger RNA of Bufo gargarizans (Asiatic toad), 936 nucleotides long. RefSeq names its product pumilio homolog 3-like. The transcript is spliced from 7 exons. Gene Ontology annotation, cellular component: nucleolus. Gene Ontology annotation, biological process: regulation of translation. The record is from RefSeq and is a predicted model, not a curated record. Bases 49 to 837 code for a protein of 262 amino acids. NCBI's taxonomy places the organism in Eukaryota, Metazoa, Chordata, Amphibia, Anura, Bufonidae. Gene Ontology annotation, molecular function: mRNA binding.